Molecule: messenger RNA, 1593 nt
Organism: Culex quinquefasciatus (southern house mosquito)
Lineage: Eukaryota; Metazoa; Arthropoda; Insecta; Diptera; Culicidae
Product: ovochymase-2
Exons: 6
Coding region: 1-1593 (530 amino acids)
Biological process (GO): proteolysis
Molecular function (GO): serine-type endopeptidase activity
Source: RefSeq, a predicted model, not a curated record
AUGACCAACUUCGCAAUACUUCCCUUGCAGCUUCUCCUUCCCGUCAUCGCCGCUGCCCUCCAACCAAAAGCCACCGACCUUCUCUUCCGCUGCGGCCAACGUCCGGCCAACUCGAUCGGAGUGAUCACCGCAGGGCAGUCCACCUGGCCAGGGCAAUUUCCGUGGCACGCCGCUCUGUACCGACGCCAGCUGCUCGGCAGUGAGUAUAUCUGCGGAGGAUUCCUGGUGAGUGACCGCGUUGUCGUAACGGCUGCUCACUGCGUAACGGCUCCGAAUGGGUACCAGAUGGUUCCGGAAGCGCUGUUGGUGAGGUUGGGGGUUCAUGAGCUGUUGGCGAUGUCGAGGGAUGGACAGGAACAUCGCGUUGAGAGGGUUUAUCGACACGAGGAGUAUGAGGGUAGUUCGUAUCGGCACGACGUGGCGGUUCUGAUGCUGCAGACUGUGGUGGAGUUCACCAGGUUUGUUCAGCCGGUUUGUUUGUGGAACGUGGGGGAGUUUGGGACGGGGCUUGACCUGGUUGGAACUGUUUCUGGUUGGGGACUGACGGAGUAUGACGUGUUGGCGAACUCGCUGAAGUCCGCGAGGCUACCCAUGGUCAGCUAUUUGGAUUGUUUGGAGAAGGAUAGGGACGUGUUUGCGCCGGUUUUGUUUGAUGGGAUGUUCUGUGCGGGACUUGACAAUGGAACCAACGUCUGCAACGGUGACAGUGGAGGAGCAUUCGUAGUGAACAUAAAUGGAACGUGGAUCGCACGAGGAAUCAUUUCAUUCACCGGAUUAAGGGAGUCUACCGUAACGUUGUGCAAUCCCAAAAGCUACGCCGGAUUCGUCAACUUGCCCAGAUACGUGGAAUGGAUUGAAAAAGUUGCUAAUGCAAACCGUUUUGUACCAAUUGAAUCUUCCACAGACAACGGAAACGUCACGAAGAAUGAUUAUCCCUCUUCCGAGUCCUUCUCAGCGACACAAAGCAUCAACACAAAAAAAUGUGCCCAGUAUCGGAACGGUUCCGGCGGUACGGGCCAGGAUUUGUCCUAUCUGGCGUUCGUUGCGAGGGAGACUCCAUUCAUGCGUGUGAUUGAUUGUUUCGCCGUAUUGAUAAGUGAGCACUUUCUAAUCUCAACGGCAGACUGUCGUCUUGCCAGUCAAGCCUGCCCAGAGCAAUUCGUUAUUAUCGAAACGGAAGGUCGUACGCUCCGGUACGGGAUUCGGAAUUUUCAUCAACAUCCCAAGUUCAUCGCCAGCCCGACCGAAAACAACCUCGCACUAAUUGAGCUGGAAAGAAACGUAUCAAUCCCUAGCCAGCAGCUUGUGUGCCUCCACGACCGCUCCUUGUGGAGCCGGGAGGAGCUCGAUUUGGCGAAAAUCAUUCUCUACUCGGCGGUGGACGUGGCAAAACAGCCAACGCCGCCGUCGCCACUAAUGGAGUCGGUGAAUUGUUUUGAUCAACUGCUGGCCCCGUCUAUUAUGGUUCCCGCGGACGGAUUCCUCCACUUGGCCGGGCUGGUUGUGAACAGCACGUGUGCCAGGAUUCGGUUCAUAAAGCUGUACAAGUUCAUCCCGUGGAUCGAGGGCAUUGUUUGGAAGGAUGACGAUUGA